This is a messenger RNA of Magnolia sinica, 3347 nucleotides long. RefSeq names its product probable glycosyltransferase At3g07620. Lineage: Eukaryota; Viridiplantae; Streptophyta; Magnoliopsida; Magnoliales; Magnoliaceae. The record is from RefSeq and is a predicted model, not a curated record. Bases 235 to 2343 code for a protein of 702 amino acids. The transcript is spliced from 6 exons. Gene Ontology annotation, molecular function: glycosyltransferase activity.
UUUCCAUCUUAGGGUUUCGAGAAUGCACAAAAGAAAAAGAGGGUCUGAAAUUCCAUGAAGAAAUGCUCUACCUUCAUAUGUCAGUGUCUUGUUGAUAUUUUCAGGUACAGACAUUUGAAGUUCAAACACGAUGUAACUUGGAUGCAUUACCUAUUUUGAAGUAUUUGGGGCUGAAAGAGAGGAUAGAGGUUCUGAUAUGUCAGUUACUUGAACGGUUUCAGAUAUUGAUAUGAUAUGGGGUAUUCCGUUCUAUGUCAAAAGCUAUGUCAAAUGGAAAACAGGAGAUUGGUCAUGGUGAUGAGUAUAUUAGCCACUGUUGUUUUAGUUUUCCAGUCUUUCAUGCUUCCGUAUGGAAAUGCUUUUUCAUCUAUCUUUCCUGCUGUUAAGGUAACGACACUGGUAAAAAGAAGCUACACGAGCGAAAAUUCUUCACACAGAUCUACAAGGAUCAGUGAGCUUCCCCAGUCAAGCAACUCGAUAAACUCAACUGAUUCAGCAGUUCUUGGAGUGUUAAAAAUCACAGAGGUUUCUAAUACUGGGGUAGAAACCUCGCAAGAUAACAAGAUAAGAGAAAAGGAGAGAGACUUGAGUGAUGAUUUUGCAUUAGACAAGGAUGGAGAUACGAAUUAUGAUUUUGAAUUAGAUGUAGAUGGAGAUCCAGACGUUGAGUUUUCAGUUGAGGAACUUGUAGAUGCCGGUAAUGAUCUUGAAGUAGAGAAGGUAAUACAUUCUGAUAAUGAUUCUAUGGUGGAAAUUACUAGAGAAAUGCAAAAUGGCCUUUCUCCAGAGAAGGUUAGAAAGCCAGGUGAUGGUUUUAUGUCAGACAUUAUUAUAAAAUCGGAUAGCACUUUGGCACUGGGGAAGGUUAGAAGCCCAGAUAACGAUCUUACAUCCCCUCCAGUCACGUUGUCCACAAUAGUUCCUGAUACGGAACGUAACGUUCUGGGAAAAUUGGAUGUAACUUAUAGUGAUUCUGCUGUAUCUGUUGCUUCCAAUGUGUCUUCUACGAGUAAACAAGCAACAGGAAUGCUUUCCAUUGUUGAAAAUUCAGGGCCAUUGCAAGGUGGUUUGGCCACUUUGAAGGAUAUUUCUAAAAUCUCUAGUAUUCGUAUCGUGAAGCAAGGGAAACCACCAAUUACAAUAUCUGUGAUGAACAGUAUAUUGCAACAAAGUCGUGUUUCUUCUCGUUCAAUGAGAACACAAUGGUCUUCUGCUCGUGACAAGGAACUUUUGUCCUCAAUGACACAAAUUGAGAAUGCUCCUAUUGUGAAGAAUGAUCAUGAACUUUAUGGCCCAGUUUUUCGGAAUGUCUCCAUGUUUAAAAGGAGCUAUGAGUUGAUGGAACGCAAACUCAAGGUUUAUGUAUAUAAGGAAGGAGAAAAACCCAUAUUCCAUAAGUCAUUACUUAGAGGAAUUUAUGCGUCUGAGGGAUGGUUUAUGAAACUGAUGGAGGGAAACAAGCAGUUUGUCGUGAAUCGACCCCGGAAAGCCCACCUGUUUUACUUGCCUUUUAGUGCGCGUAUUCUACGGACUACUUUGUAUAAACCUGAAUUACGCAGUCGGAGUAACCUGGUAGAAUAUUUGAAGGAAUAUGUGGACAAGAUUGCUGCAAAAUAUCCUUUUUGGAACAAAACUGGCGGUGCAGAUCACUUUCUUGUCGCUUGCCAUGACUGGGCACCAUAUGAAACCCGAAACCAUAUGAAGCAUUCGAUCAGAGCCCUCUGCAAUGCUGAUGCUUCCAAAGACUUCAAAUUAGGCAAAGAUGUGUCUCUUCCUGUCACAAAUGUUCGUUCUGGGCAGAAUCCUCUCAGAGACCUGGGAGGCAAACCAGCUUCUAAGAGGACGACUCUUGCCUUCUACGCUGGAAACAUGCAUGGGAGGCUCCGUCCAAUCCUACUUCAGUACUGGGAAAACAAAGACCCCGACAUGAAAAUCUUGGGCCCAAUGCCUCAUGGGGUUGAUAGUAAGAUGAUUUACAUCGAGCACAUGAAGAAUAGCAAGUACUGCAUCUGCCCGAGAGGAUAUGAAGUCCAUACCCCGCGAGUAGUUGAGGCCAUCUUCUAUGAAUGUGUUCCUGUGAUCUUAUCCGACAAUUACGUGCCUCCCUUCUUUGAGGUUUUGGAUUGGGAAGCAUUUGCAGUAUUUGUAGCGGAGAAAGAUAUUCCGAUAUUGAAGGACAUACUCCUAUCAAUCCCUGAGGAGAGGUACCUGACAAUGCAGAUGAGGGUGAAGAAAGUGCAACAGCACUUUCUGUGGCACAAGAAGCCUGUGAAGUAUGACAUCUUUCACAUGAUUCUUCAUUCAAUUUGGCUCAACAGAUUACAUCAGAUACGAAUCGGAUGACGGUGUAAAAGGUUUCGGAUUUUGGGUAUUUGGGAAAGAUGCAAGAAAUGCAGUCUAAGAGCAUCAGACAGGAAUUAUAGCAGCCUGCUCAUCAAUGAACUUAUCUGUUUUCUGAAAUGCUGCAUUCUGUACAUGUGGGGUCCAUAGAUCAGUGAUCCAAGCCAUCAAAUGCAGGUUUCUGUAUUGGAAGAUUCCAUAUGUUCGUUGUGGUGGCCUGCAAAUGGAUGACAGGGGGAAUUAAAAAAAAAAAAAACCACAUGUUGAAGGGACAGAUGUUCUGUUGCAGGAGAUUUCUGUAUCAUCUACAUGCAGAGUGAGAGCCUUCAAAUCAACUGUUCAGAUCAGCGGACUGUAGGCCAUACAUGUGUGAAUCCUGUGCAUUAACAUCCUAUUGACAAUUAGUUUCCUGUAGCAGACAAUGGGUUUUCAUUGCAGGGGUUUUUCCUUCUGUAGUACAGAAAGUCUGCUUUCUGUAGACAUAUUACUAAAGGUAGAAAAGCAGAAAGGAGAAGAAGGAAACAGAGAUAGGAGGAGAUGCUGAAGUUAGAAAUGUCAGGAAAGUAAUAAUCUCUUCUUCAUGCCAGGAUAUUUGAAUCAUCAAUCUGAACCGUGUAUUUUGUUUGCUCAACUUCUCAGUGCCAGUGUAAAACUCUUGUUUGGGCCCUGAGAGUGGAUUAGGUGGGCCCCAGCCUCACCCAAGGUUAAGCAGCCCUUUCCGUGGGGGCCACCUUGACGUACCAUAGGACACAGUGAUGAUUGACCAUUUAAAACUUCUUGUGGGUCCAACCAUUUGCAUGGUACGGAUGUCCUGGACAGGUUGUAUGUAGCUAUAAUCCUCCGCAUGUGUAAAAUUGUUCAGUGAUCCUUAAUCUAAAGUCUAAACCUGUGCUCUGAACUGAAAAGCCACCGAUGGAUAGGUCUAACACUUUUUAUCUUGCAUUUUGGAAAAUCCCAACCCUUGAAAUCGUUGGCCUACAGAAAAGGAUACAACUGUUCGUUUAAGA